Messenger RNA from Xenopus tropicalis (tropical clawed frog), 1984 nucleotides. The record is from RefSeq and is a predicted model, not a curated record. Lineage: Eukaryota; Metazoa; Chordata; Amphibia; Anura; Pipidae.
UGGAUCGCAUCAGUUCAGACGCAGCACGUCACUUGCCGGAUCUGCCGCCUUCUCUAGACGUUGCAGAGACGUUCUCCCUCUGAUAGACAUGGCGGCUGUGCCUCAGCUUUCCGCCCCUAGCGCCCCUAUUCGCUCGGCCGAUGGUAUCCUUAUUGGCGACCGGCUGUACUCUGAAGUCUACCUCACCAUCGACUGCUCCCUCAUCCCAGAGGAGCGGCUUUCGCCGACCCCGUCUAUGUCAGAUGGCCUGGAUUUGAAUUCCGAAACCGACCUACGUAUCCUAGGAUGUGAGCUAAUUCAAUCGGCCGGUAUUCUCCUUCGCCUUCCACAGGUGGCAUUGGCGACUGGUCAGGUGUUAUUCCACCGAUUCUUCUACUCCAAAUCCUUUGUCAAACACAGCUUUGAGAUUGUUGCCAUGGCAUGUAUCAAUCUCGCUUCCAAAAUUGAAGAAGCUCCCAGGCGAAUUAGAGAUGUUAUAAAUGUUUUUCAUCACUUACGGCAGCUAAGAACAAAAAGGACCCCAGUCCCCCUGAUACUUGAUCAGAGCUACAUAAAUACCAAAAACCAUGUAAUAAAAGCUGAAAGGAGGAUACUGAAGGAGUUGGGAUUUUGUGUUCAUGUGAAGCACCCACACAAGAUCAUUGUUAUGUAUCUGCAAGUUUUAGAAUGUGAACGCAAUCAGACCCUUGUUCAAACAGCCUGGAAUUACAUGAAUGAUUGCUUACGGACCAAUGUAUUUGUACGGUUUGAGGCAGAAACCAUUGCCUGUGCGUGUAUUUAUCUUGCUGCCAGAGCUUUGCAGUUACCCUUGCCAAAUAGACCACACUGGUUUUUACUUUUUGGAGCUACUGAAGAAAACAUUCAAGAUAUCUGUAUAACCACUUUAAGGCUCUACACCAGGAAAAAGCCGAACUAUGAAUUUUUGGAAAAAGAAGUAGAAAAAAGGAAAGUAGCCCUACAGGAAGCAAAAUUAAAAGCAAAAGGGCUGAAUCCCGAUGGAACUCCAGCUCUUUUAUCAAUAGGAGGAUUCUCUCCUGCAUCUAAACCAUCAUCUCCAAGAGAUGUGAAAACUGAAGACAAAUCCCCGAGUUCAGCAAAAAUUAAGCGGGAGAUUGAUGACAAGCAGUCUUCUAAGAGCCCCUACAACGGGUUGCGUAAAGAAAACAAAAGAAGCAGAAGUAUCAGUAGGUCAAGAUCACGGACAAAGUCUAGAUCCAGAUCUCAUUCUCCUCGGAGACAUUACAACAACAGAAGGAGUCGUUCCGGAACAUACAGCUCUAGGUCAAGAAGUAGAUCUCGCAGUCACAGCGAGAGCCCCCGGAGACAUCACAAUCAUGGCUCUCCCCACAUGAAACUCAAGCACCGAGUGGAAGACUUGCGAGGCAGACACGGCCACAAAAGGAAAAAAUCUAAUUCGCCAAGCAAACCCAGGGAGCACGUUGAGCUUGCUAAGAAGCACAGACACGAACAUGGACAUCACAGGGAGAGGAGGGAAAGAUCCCGAUCCUUUGAGAGAUCACACAAAAGCAAACAUCACAGCAGUAGCCACUCUGGGCAUGGCAGGCACAGGCGCUGAGCCAGUAGCCGGCUGACAGUGCAGAGGGAUAUAUAUAUAUGUUUGUCUAUGGACUUUAUAGGUAGGAUUUUGUAACCGUAAAAGUGAAAAUUUGAAUUUACACAACAUGGACAUUUAUGAGAUAUUCUGGGUUUAUUUUUUCUUUUAUCUUGCACAUUAUAUCUUGUCAGUAUGACAUUUCUACAGUACCUUGUCAGGAUGACUUCUUCUAGAGUUGUGUAUUAAACUAAACCGAUUCUCUCAACGGACUGCUGGAAAGAGGUAUUUUUUUAUAUGAACCAUUGCAGACAACACAUAUAUUUAAGAUUGUUUGGUUAUUUAAGUAUUUGUGUUAACUUUCUUACAUUGGUUUUAGUCUGCAUGUAAAUGAGCUGAUUUUUAUGAGGAAAUAAAUUAGAAAAGAGAAAA